This is a messenger RNA of Purpureocillium takamizusanense, 372 nucleotides long. RefSeq lists its product as uncharacterized. The record is from RefSeq and is a predicted model, not a curated record. The transcript has a single exon. Bases 1 to 372 code for a protein of 123 amino acids. NCBI's taxonomy places the organism in Eukaryota, Fungi, Ascomycota, Sordariomycetes, Hypocreales, Ophiocordycipitaceae.
AUGGCGAACCAACCCGCCUUCAUCUCCGACGCCGGCGGCGGCAUGUGCCUUGAGCCUUGCUGCACCGCGUACAAUGUCGACUUUGGCCUCGAGAGCACCUACCAGAGCCACAUGAAGAACAAGUGGCACAUCGAAGCCCGCGAGGCCGGCCGAGCGCUCCUGGCCAUGAACCUGUCGGACGAGGUACUCGAGCAGCGACGCCGAGCCCUCCGCGAGCUCCGCUGCGAUGAGGAACACUGUCCCCUCUACGGACGCGUCAUGCCGGGCGGCCACGGUGCGUUUUACGGCCACCGCAAGUCGCUCGCGCACCUCAACAUCCCCGUGGACCGCAACAAUCCUCCCAUCUGGCGCUGCGACGUGGCUACGUGCUAG